Molecule: messenger RNA, 1002 nt
Organism: Musca vetustissima
Lineage: Eukaryota; Metazoa; Arthropoda; Insecta; Diptera; Muscidae
Product: probable isoaspartyl peptidase/L-asparaginase GA20639
Exons: 2
Coding region: 1-1002 (333 amino acids)
Molecular function (GO): asparaginase activity
Source: RefSeq, a predicted model, not a curated record
AUGUCCAUCGAACCAAUACUCCUGAUUCAUGGCGGUGCGGGUGAUAUUACCGAUGCCCGUGUACCGGGCAAAUUGGUUGGUAUGAAAAAAGCCUUACGCUCUGCCAUUGAACAUUUGAUUCCACCAAAUGGCGGUGAAGGCAAUGCCUUGGAUGCCGUCGAAGCAGCUGUCCGAUCUAUGGAAUGUGAUGAGAAUUUUAAUGCUGGCUAUGGUGCAUGUUUGAAUUUGGAUGGCAAGGCUGAGGUGGAGGCUAGCAUCAUGGAAGGUGAUAAGUUGCGGGCAGGAUGUGUUACUCUGCUACAUGAUAUAAUGCAUCCUAUAUCGGUGGCCCGCUAUGUUAUGCACAAGACCAAUCACACCUUUUUGGGCGGUGCGGCGGCACAGAAAUUUGCCCUGGAGCAGGGAUUCGAACAAUUGCCAGAUGGUUCCCUAGUAACAGAUGAUGCACGACGGGCAUUGGAAGAAUUUAAGGAGCGACAAGCAAAAGGUUUGGAUACUAUAUUUUCUCGCACUGAACUUGAUGCCGAAAAAUCUACCAAAGACGAGGGAAAACAACGAGUUGGUGAAUCUGGCAGUACAGUGGGCGCUGUGGCCAUUGACGCGAAAGGUAACAUUGCUGUUGCCACCUCCACAGGUGGUAUAACUGGAAAAGUGCCUGGCCGAAUUGGUGAUACCCCUCUACUGGGUUGUGGUACAUAUGCUGAUAAUAAAAUUGGCGGCGUUUCAACAACAGGGCAUGGUGAAACAAUUAUGCGUUAUAAUUUGGCACAGAAAAUAUUGGGCAAAAUACAAUAUGGUAAUAAGACGGCCCAGGAAGCGACGGAGGAAGCUUGUAAUGAAAUGACGGAACGUUUAGUGGGUACCGGUGGUGCUAUAACAAUUGAUGCCACGGGUAAGGUGGGCAUUUACUGGACUUCGCGACGCAUGGCUUAUGCCUAUGUUAAGGGCAAUCGAUUGUUUUCGGGUAUAAAUAAAAAUGAACAAUUCGAAGAGGAUUUGUAA